Chelmon rostratus (copperband butterflyfish) is the source of this 1881-nucleotide messenger RNA. It is a transcript of the gene kcnj8, whose product is annotated as potassium inwardly rectifying channel subfamily J member 8. Lineage: Eukaryota; Metazoa; Chordata; Actinopteri; Chaetodontiformes; Chaetodontidae. Gene Ontology annotation, biological process: potassium ion import across plasma membrane; regulation of monoatomic ion transmembrane transport. The coding region runs from base 1 to 1266 and encodes 421 amino acids. Gene Ontology annotation, molecular function: ATP-activated inward rectifier potassium channel activity. Gene Ontology annotation, cellular component: plasma membrane. The transcript is spliced from 6 exons. The record is from RefSeq and is a predicted model, not a curated record.
AUGUUGGCCAGAAAAAGCAUCAUCCCGGAGGAGUUCGGUCUGCCGGGGCUCGUCUCCCGGAUGCCCCGCAAGCCGGUGUUCAGGGACCGCGUGAACAAAGCGCGCUUCAUCGCCAAGAACGGCUCGUGCAACUUGGCGCACAAGAACAUCCGCGAGCAGGGCCGAUUCCUGCAGGACGUGUUCACCACGCUGGUCGACCUGAAAUGGCGCUUCACGCUGGUCAUCUUCACCACGACGUUUGUCAGCAGUUGGCUGCUGUUCGCCAUGAGCUGGUGGCUGGUGGCGUUUGCGCACGGAGACCUGGACCCGGAGCGGCAGAACGGGACCCACUGCGUCACCGAUGUCAAGUCGUUCACCUCAGCCUUCCUCUUCUCCAUCGAGGUUCAGGUGACCAUCGGCUUCGGAGGACGGAUGAUAACAGAACAGUGUCCGACUGCCAUCACUGUCCUCAUCAUGCAGAACAUAGUGGGACUCAUCAUCAAUGCUGUCAUGCUGGGUUGCAUCUUCAUGAAGACGGCUCAGUCAAACCGGCGAGCAGAGACGCUGAUCUUCAGCCGUCACGCCGUGAUCGCCGUCAGAAACAACCGCCUGUGCUUCAUGAUCCGGAUCGGAGAUCUGAGGAAGAGCAUGAUCAUAGGAGCCACUGUCAGGUUACAGGUGGUGAGGAAGACGACCACACCUGAGGGGGAGGUGAUCCCCAUCCAUCAGAUCGACGUACAGACGGAGAGUGCCGUGGCCAGCAACAGCCUGUUCCUCCUCGCCCCGCUCAUCAUCUGCCACGUCAUCGACAAAAACAGCCCGCUGUACGACCUGUCGGCCAUGGAGCUGCAGUGCAGCGACCUGGAGGUCAUCGUCAUCCUGGAGGGGGUCGUGGAGACAACCGGGAUCACCACGCAGGCCCGGACCUCCUACGUCUCAGAGGAGAUCCAGUGGGGUCACCGCUUCGUUCCCAUAGUGACAGAGGAGGAGGGCGUGUACUCUGUGGACUACUCCAAGUUCGGUAACACGGUGAAGGUGGCGACGCCGCGCUGCAGCGCCAGAGAACUGGACGAGAAGCCGUCCAUCCUAAUCCAGACUCUGCAGAAGAGCGAGCUGUCGCACCAGAACUCGCUGAGGAAGCGCAACUCCAUGCGACGCAACAACUCCAUGCGUAAAGGCGCAGGAAGCAGCGGAAACCUGCGCAGGAACAACUCGGGGAUCGCCACGCCCAAAGUCCAGUUCUUCACCCCGACUGAGGGAGGCCAGACGAUGAACGCCGUCACCUGACAUGAGGCCUGCCUCCUGCUGGCUGCCCUGCUCCUCCUGGUGGGAAGGAGGAUUGUGGGUGUUUCUCCUGCUCUGAUGGGACUCAUUGUGUUUCUGUUCCCUGCCUUAUCUAGACUUAUCUCCCAGCACUUUUACUGUUAAUACAACACGUUCCCGGGUCGCCAGAUACCAACGCCGCUUUGUCAUGCUCCUUGGCGUCUCAUACAGAGUACCCUUUAGUGUCUGUGUGCCUUCCUGACAGAAAGUCCUUCUAACACCUGGUUAAUGUUGUGAAACUGCUGCAGUUUGGUGAGAAUCAAGCACCAAAACCACUUGGUUUAGGAAGAGAUAACUGACUUUUGGUGUCACUAGAGACUCUUUCUACUACGUCAGGUGGAGCAGUUGCUAUCCAAUAUGGCCGCUGAUGGGUUUGAUUUAGAGUCAGUUGAAAAUCUGCUGCAUCUUAUGCAGAUGUUAAAGCAUACAAAUAUAAAAAGAAGAUAGAAACCAUCCCUCAAUGAUUUCCUUUUAUUCCCUCCCAAGAGAUUUAACAAUUAUUCAGAGUUGGCCUCAUGUGAAAACUCACAACAGUUGUUCACACCUGGCCUCAGGUGAGUCCAACGACUGGUGUUACAC